Molecule: messenger RNA, 9480 nt
Organism: Conger conger (European conger)
Lineage: Eukaryota; Metazoa; Chordata; Actinopteri; Anguilliformes; Congridae
Product: titin-like
Exons: 13
Coding region: 140-6850 (2236 amino acids)
Source: RefSeq, a predicted model, not a curated record
GGGCAAUGUAGGGGGAGCGUGCGAUAGAGCGAGCGCAGAGUACGAACACGUAAUACUACUAUCAAAGGGGUUUACGGAAUUUAAAUUAAAUAAAUAAACAUAUCUGGAAGAAAAAAAGACUCUACAACAAAACUGAGGGAUGGACUUCCCUGUGGAUGUCCUGGGUUCCACAACCCAGGAAGAUCUGCAGCGCUCAGCAGAGGCCUACAUGUCUAAUCUUCUCUACAGCAACCCAGACCGACCGGAGCAUUUCACACUGCCCAACUCAAAACAGAUUCCGCUCAGCGUAUCCACAGCAGGGUUUGUCCCGAUUUACGGAGCUGACCUCAAUCAGAAGGUUCUGGCUCUCUUUUCUCCUGAAGACCAAUCCACAGCUGUAGCGCUGCACCUGGCAGACCGCUGGUGGGCUGUGGAGGACAUCCUCAAAACCUCAGACCCCGCUAGAGAGGGUCUGCAGAAGGUGAGCACACUCGGGGAGAGGAUUGUGCUGUAUGUUCUCAACCGCAUAGUGUACAGAGCCAAGGAAAUGGAAAUAAAUGAAGUACCUUUUCUUUGUCACAGUGAAAAUGAUUUUGCUAAAGUCCUCUGGAAAGAUGGAGAGGCUAUUGGAUUUUACUCAGUCAAACCUGAAGGCAGCUUGUUUGAAAGCUACUUGACACCGCAGUGCUAUCAGCUUCCUGUCAUGGAUUCCCUGUUUGUACGGAAGGCCCAGCGUGGUCACGGAUAUGGCCUUCGGAUUCUGGAAGACUUUGUAGAUUGUUUCAAAGAGGAAGCUCUUGGUUUGAAAUACCCUCUCACACCAGCCAUGUACAGAGUGUGUGAACAGUAUCUGACAACGUACCCUGCAGACACGGGGCUGCUGUGGGAAGUUCAGAGUGUAGGACACCCCUUUCAGAGGUCUCAAAUAGCCAACAAGAUCAAAACAAUGACGUUCAGAGGUAAGGCAACCCGAUUCAGGCAUGGAAAUACAGCUUGUGGGCAUCCUUUUAAAAAAACCAUUCAAGGAACUGUGACAAAAUCUAUUGAGAUCACGGAAGAAGUGGUGAUCAUAAAUAAGCAUAUCAGAGCAGCAGAAGCCAUGGAAGACACUCCUGUGUCAACAUGUACAAGGAGCGGGGAGAUCAGGCGCAAGAGAAUAAGAGAAGAAACCAUAGAAGUUACUGAAGAACGCCUGCCCGAAAAAAUGCACAGGGUGGAGGAAACCCAAGCUGUGGUGGAAGGCCCUGCUGCAGAGUUGGUAGCCGGUGAGCCAGGGGAGGAGAAGACAGAGGAAGGAGGCCUCAAUGAGGAGGUGCUGGAGGAGGCUGUAGCCCCACAGGAAGAGGCAAGAGAGGAGGAGGAGGAGGUCCUGGAAGCUGAGCCUCAAAAUAUAGAGGCAGAGCCCAUGGAUAGUACUGUGAUUCCCGAGGAAGAGUCCGAGGGGGGAGCAGCCAGCCAGGGGCCAGCAGCUGUGCAGGAAUAUGACGUUCAUAUGGAGGACAUUCAGAUGGACAAUGAGGUACAGGAUACUGAACAUACGGUUCCUGAAGAAGUGGACUCUGCAGAGCAGGAGGUCUCUCCAGAAGGGGAGUGUCCCCUUGUAGAAGCCGCGGUGCCAUUGGAGGAGGCUCACUCACCCGAACCCACAGCAGUUCCUUCAAAUUUAAUGGCAGAUGAAAAGGAAGGGAAUGAUGAAGAACAGAGCCUUGAAUUGGAGAAGAUAGAAGCUCAAAACAAAUCCAACCCACCGAGAGAUGAUGUGCAGGAAGACACAGUUGAGGAAGAGACAGAAGAGACCCAGAUCCCCAAGGACUUCUGCCAAAAUGCUGUUCUCCUACUUGAUGUAAAGGAGGUCUCCUAUAAAGUGUCUGAGAAAAGUGGAAAUGACCGAAUAGUAGAGGUAGAGAAGAAGCUACAAAAGGAGGGUAGUGAAGAUAAAGUGGAGAAAAUACUGGAGCAGAAGGAAGUGGAGACAGAAGUGCAAGAUAAGGAGGAAGUGACUGCUGAGGAAUCUCCACAAGUGGGCAAGGCUGUUGUUCAGCGGAAGACAGAAGUCACAGCCGUGUCUACACGUAGAUCCAAACGACUCAGCAAACGACAACAGAAGGAGGGCGACAUUGAAGAAAAAUCAACAGAGGAAGAAGAUGAGAAAGAGGAGGGUGGGAUGGAUGAUAAUGAAAAGACCGAGGUGGAAGAAAAAGGUGGAGGAACAGCAGAGAAAACUCUGUCUCCAGUUGUAGUUUUGAUAAAUAGAACGAAAACACCUGUCAAAAAAGCAACAUUACGUAGAUCCAAACGAUUUAGCAAACGAAAACUGAAAGAGGGAGAACAAGAUGAAAAGAUAGAAGACCAGGAUAAUGAGGACAAGGAGACAGAGCAGGAAGAGAAAGGUAGACAUACAACAGAAAAACGCCAGUCUCGAGUAGUAGAAAGUAUAGUUUUGAGAAACAGAACAAUAACUCCUGGCAAAAAAGCAACUGUACGUAAGUCCAAACGACUUAGCAAACAACAACAGAAAGAAGAGGGAGAACAGGUGGAUGAGGAUGAAGAGGGAGAAACAACAGAACAAGACAAGUCUCCAGUUGUGGAAAGUAGAGUUUUAAGAAACAGAACGACACCUGCCAAAAAAACAACAGUACGUAAGUCCAAACGACUUAGCAAACAACAACAGAAGGAGAACGAGACAGAAAAAGAACCUGUAGAGGAGCCAGAAGAAGAAGAUGAAAUGGUACAGGAGGAUGGGAUGGAUGAUGAUGAAAAGAUGGAGGAGGGAAAAACAGAUGAGCCUCAGCUAAAAGGGAGAGUUCUGAGAAACAAGAUUAUGACUGUCACAUCUGUGCAGGAGGACAAAGCCAAUGAGCAGAGGGAGGAAACUGUAGUGAUAGAGGAGGAAGAGGCAAAAGUAGAUGAGAAUAAAGAAGUUGAGGAAGAGGAAAAGGUUGGGGAGAGGGAGGAAGAAGCUGAAGAAAAUGCUGGGGAAAUAAAUGAAGUAGAGGAAGAAAAUGUAGUAGAAGAGAAGAUGGAGGAUGAGAGUGAAAAUGUGGGAGAGGAAAAUGUAGAGGACAAGGAGGAUGUGGUUCAAACAUUAACAGAGGAGGAGGAAAAGGUGGUAGAAGAGAAUAUGGAGGAUGAUAGUGAAAAGGCGAUGGAAGAGAAGAUGGAGGAUGAUAGUGAAAAGGUGGUAGAGGAAAAUGUAAAUGAUGAGAAUGAAAAGGUGGUAGAGGAAACUGUAGAGGAUAAUAAUGAAAAGGUGGCGGAAGAGGAAAAUGUGGAGGAUGAAGAGGGAGGAAAGGAGGAAGAGAUGGAAGAGGAUGAAGAAGAGACAACGGAAAAAGACCAGUCUCCAGUAGUGGAAAGUAGAGUUUUGAGAAACAUAACAAAAACAUCUGUCAAAAAAACAACUGUACGAAGAUCCAAACGACUUAGCAAACGACAGCAGAAAGAAGAGGCAGAAAAAGAAGAAAAGGUAGAAGAAGACCAGGAGGAUCAGGAUGAAGAGACAGAGCAGGAAGGGAAUGGUAGCGAAAAAACAGGAAACAGAACAAAAACACCUGCCAAAACACCUGUCAAAAAAACAACAGUACGUAGAUCCAAACGCCUUAGCAAACAAAAACAGAAGGAUGAAACAGAACAAAAGCCUGUAGAUGAGCCAGACGAAGAUGGAAAUGUAGAUGAGGAUGAUGUAGAUGAUGAAAGGAUUGAGAGGGAAGAGGAGGAGGGAAAAACAGAUGAGCCUCAGCUAAAAGGGAGAGUUCUGAGAAACAAGAUUGUGACUGUCACAUCUGUGCAGGAGGACACAGCUGAUGAGCAGAGGGAGGAAACUAUAGUGAUAGAGGAGGAAGAGGCAAGAGUAGAUGAGAAUAAAGAAGUUGAGAGGGAGGAAGAAGCUGAAGGAAAUGCUGGGGAAAUAAAUGAGGUAGAGGAAGAAAAUGUAGAAGAGAAGAUGGAGGAUGAGAGUGAAAAGGUGGUGGAAGAGAAGAUGGGGGAUGAGAGUGAAAAGGUGGUGGAAGAGAAGAUGGAGGAUGAGAGUGAAAAGGUGGUGGAGGAAAAUGUAGAGGACAAGGUGGAUGAGGUUCUAACAUUAACAGAGGAAGAGGAAAGGGUGAUAGAAGAGGAAAAUAUGGAGGAUGAGGGUGAAAAGGUGAUGGAAGAGAAGAUGGAGGUUGAGAAUGAGAAGGUAGGAGAGGAAAAUAUAGAGGAUAGGGUGAAUGAGGUUCAAACAUUACCAGAGGAGGAGGGAAAGGUGGCAGAAGAGGAAAAUGUAGAGGAUGAGAAUGAAAAGGUGGUAGAAGAGGAACAGGUAGUAGAUGAGAGUAAAAAGGUGGUAGAUGAGGAGAAUGUGGAGGACAUUGAGGAGGGGGGAAAGGCAGAGACACUCGGUAAGGACCUGGAUCAAGAUGAGUCACCAGUGGCGCAAACAAGAGUUCUAAGGAGAAAGACUAAAACAGUCACAGUGACACCUAAGCGAAGAUAUACACGACUCAACAAGAAGGAGAAGAGUGAGCAAGAAUCAGCUGAGGGUGAAAAGGUAGAAGAAAAGGGGGGAGAAAGCAUGGUGGCAGAGGAGGAAAAGGUUAUGGAGGAGGAAGAAAAAGUAGUGGAGGAUGUGGUUGAAAAUAUGAAUGAAAGGGGGGGAGAGGUGGAAGCAGUGGUAGUAGUGGAAAGAGAAGGGGAGAAGGAGGCAAGUGGAGGGGAUGAUAAAGAGAUGGAGAAGGAUACAGAGGAAAUAGUGGAUGAAGGCAAUAUUGGGGAGGAGGAAAAAUCAAAAGAAAGAAUUGAUAUUGAGGAAUGCAAAAAUAUUGUACAAGAGAAGAGUGUAGAGGAAAAGACUGAUGACAUUUCUGAAGGACAUAAUGAGGAAAAGAACACAGAUGUGACUACUGAGGAAGAAGCAGAUGUUGGAGGACCAUCCAAGAGUUUGGAUGAGGAAGACGAGCCUGAGUUGAUAAAGGGGAAAGAGCAAGAGGGAAAAGAAGAAGAUGGUACAGUGGAAAAUGAAGGGGGGAAAGAGGAAGGAAGCUCAGAAGAAAAAGAAGAAACUACUGUAGAGAAACAAGACAUAGCAGAGGAGGGGGGAGGGGAGGAGUUGGUUGAAGAAAAUGAGGGAGAGAAGGAUAACAAUGCCACACCAAGUGAAGAAAGAGAAUCAGCAGAAAAGAGCUCAGUGGCAGCAGAUGAGUCUUCGGUUGUUGAAAUUCGAGUUCUGAGAAGAAGAACCAAAGUAGUCGUGGAAACCCCUAAACGUACAUCAAGGAGAUUCAGCAAACAAUCACCGAAAGAGAAUAAAAAGAGCCAAUCAGCAGUGGAGUCAGAGGAAGAGAUAGAGGUGAAAGAUAAAAAUAUGGAAGAUGAGGAGAUGGACGUAGAUGCUGUACAAGAGAGCUCAACAAGAGUCCUCCGGAAGAGAACUAAAAUAAUCCCAGUAACACCAAAACGCAAAUAUACACGCAAUAAAACACAGAAAGAGGACAAGAACGACCAGGAAUCAGCUGAGGAAACAGAGAAAAAUGUAGGGAAGGAGGAGGUAGAAAAUGUGGUGGAGAAGAAAAGCAUUACAGAGGAGGAAGAGGAGCAGAGUGAGGUGCAGGAGGUGAUGGAGGAAGAGGGGGAAACACCAAAGGCAGGGGAAGAGGAGCUGGCAAUAGAGGCAGGGAAAGAAACCUCUGAGGAAGAGGGGGGAAAGAUAGCAGAGGAGACAGCAGAUAAAGAAGUGGUAGAUGUGGAGGGAAAGGUGGUAGAGGAGGGAGAGAAGACAGAGGUAGCAGAGGAAACUGAAGCAGUAGAGAUGAAGGAAGGGGAACAGACAGAGGAGGCUGCGGUUGUGGAAAAGGGAGAGGAGGAAGAGAAGCAAGUGAUAGAAGAAGAAGCCACAGCAGAGUCAGGGGAGGGUGCAACUGUGGAUAAGGGAGUGGAGGAGAAAGCGAUAGAAGAGGAGGAAGCCACAGUAGAGCCAGGGGAGGGUGCAGCUGUGGAUAAGGUAGAGGAGGAGAAAGCGAUAGAAGAGGAGGAAGCCACAGUAGAGCCAGGGGAGGGUGCAGCUGUGGAUAAGGUAGAGGAGGAGAAAGCGAUAGAAGAGGAGGAAGCCACAGUAGAGCCAGGGGAGGGUGCAGCUGUGGAUAAGGUAGAGGAGGAGAAAGCGAUAGAAGAGGAGGAAGCCACGGCAGAUUCAGGGGAGGGUGCAGCUGUGGAUAAGGUAGAGGAGGAGAAAGCGAUAGAAGAGGAGGAAGCCACAGCAGAGUCAGGGGAGGGUGCAGCUGUGGAUAAGGUAGAGGAGGAGAAAGCGAUAGAAGAGGAGGAAGCCACGGCAGAUUCAGGGGAGGCUGAGGAAGAAAUGCCCACAGAAGGGGAGGAGGCUGGAGAUAGAGGAGAGGGGGCUGAGACUGAAGAGCAGGAAGACAAUAUGGAACCCGUGGGAGAAAACAGCAAAAAGGCUGAUGGAACAGAAGAGGAGGAAGAGAAGGAAGAAAGGGAUGAAGAGUCCAAAAUGGAGAAAGAUGCAGAAGCAGAGACCACCGCUGGAGAGGACAGCCAGGCUCUGCUGCUGCUCCCGAGCUCGGACGAGGCAGACGAAGUGGGCGAGUCUCCAGUGCUGCAGAGAAGAGCUCCAAAGAGAAAAGCCAGCGCAAGCGCGGCCGUGCAGAGGCGUCGAUCCAAGCGGCUCAGCAAGCAGCAACACAAAGGGGCCGAAGAUGACCAAACAGAGUCAGAGGAAGAGGAGACUCAAGAAAGCGAAGAGGAGGAAGAGAAGGGUUCUGGGUCCUCUGAGGAGGCGGUGUCGGAGGGGCCUGCGAGAAAAAAAUAUCCAAAAAGAAAUAGAAAACCCGUUUACAUGACACCUCAACGCAGAUCCACGCGCCGCAGCCGAACCUAAGCAUGUGGUAACUGGAAGUCAGGAAUUUGUAAAGGAAAGGGAUUUGAAUUUGGGUAGGGCAUUAAUUUUUUCAUUGUCUAUUUGUAAGAUUUCCAAAAAAAUAUAUGUAUUUUAUAAUAUAAAAUUGAGCUCAAAGUUCAAUUCCCAGAAAACCAUGAAUACCAGCAGCAAACCCUCCAAGAAGCACUCAAACUAUCUCAGCAGAAUAUGUGUAAUAUGGUCUGUAGUAAGGUUCAGAAUUCUGAUAAAUGUAGAGUGUGCAGGAUGAUAUAAUGACCAUUUAUAGGUACCUACCCUAAAGUUUAACAUCUGUAAAUCAUAUUUGUUAAAAUACACACACAUAUUCACACAAACAUAACAAUGUUGAAACAUAUGUUCUGAUAUUUGAUAUUUGUUCUGAUAUUAAGCGAAAUGAGAAAGUAGAAAGUAAGCAGACACAAUCUGUUGGUAAAAUGCAUACUGUACUAUAACGGGCAGUUUCAUAUAAAAACAGAAAUGUGAGGAUUGCAGUCCCCAGUGAAGUAUAUUCAGUGGUGAUGGAAUUAGGUCCUGCUGUGUCUCUAAUAACUCCAAAAAGAGCAGAAUAGUUGUUUUGUUGUCUUCUAGCAUUUGUUCUAGCAGAACAGGAAACUACAGACCACAUAGCCUAUAUUAAUGCCUUCCACUCAAAUUGGUUGCACUCAAAGUGUACUGUUUGGUGAAUGACAUUCUGAAGUGUACAAACUAAUAUUCAGAACUAUUGAAAUGUAGAGUCAUUAUUUAUGUAAAAAUAAAUAAUGUUUCAAAGAAAUGUGAAAAUAUAGCAGAAUAUUCAUUGUAAUUUUUUAAAAUAAAUGUUAUAUGUUCAAUGGCAAAGACUGAAAAUGUUCAGUCUUUCUGAAGUGUGAAGUUCUGCAUUAAAAUCAGCAACAUUUUUUGUUUUAAGCUUCUUAGUGAGUAUUCAGCAAAAGGAUGACUUUUAGUGUCAUAAUUUUAAUUGUAAAAAUAAGAAUUAAGUGUGUGACUGUUUAAGAUGACAAGUGCUGUCCUGUUCAUGGUUUUUGGUGUGAGUAGAACAAUGUUCUGCACAGCUGUAGGAUAGCAACCUCUGGUGUUUUAGCGCAUAUGAACACUCAUAUGAACACUCCUCAAAUGGGUUGCAUUUACUCAUGGAAUAGUUAACAACAAUCAUGCAUAGCAGGAAAAUAUAAUCUUGAUGCAAAAUACAAAGCCAUGCAAAAAUCUGAGAUGACCAACUUAAAAUUGAGAUAGAAAGGUUUGAUCAUGUUUGUGAAGCAAAGGCAAAUUAUGAAUAUUAUGCUUGCACUUAGACAGUAUUUUCUUUUUUAUAUGUCAGCUCUUAGUAGUAUUCAAGUGUUUUUUUUGUAUUUGCUAUAACUCUUAGCUCAGAAGAGAAACUUCUUCCUAAUUGAAGUAGAUUAGUUAACCAAAUCACCCAUAUAGGAUAUCUAUGCUACCAUUCAAAUAAUUCAUUAUCCUGUCUUUCCCAGGGGGCCCUUUCAUAAAAUGAGGAAGAUAUUCAAUUAUAAAUAUUUGAUACUGUAUAAUUGUUUAAUCUACCAAAACAAUAAACAAUUAAAAUGCUAAAUGAGCUGAAAGUCAAACGUUUUAUCAUUUUUAAUGAUUGUGAUAAAUACACAAAGUGAUUCUGGCCAGCUCUUAUGAAAAAAAUAGUCAUUGAAAUAUUCUGUGGGGAAAUAAUUGAACUGCCCUCUGUUUUUAGAUUAAUCUAUCCAUUAAUGAAUGAAUUUCACAUUAAUUUCCUACUGGAUUACAGUGUUUAUAGAUACCCAAAGGAGGGAGCAGUAAUAUGGGUUUUUCCCCAUGUCCACUUUUCAGUAGUGUCUGUAUUUUGGAGAAAGAGUGAAAAAAAGCCUGUGUUUAUUUGUCCUUAUACUCAGGUGAUAUUAUAAUUUGAUGUUUGCUUAAAAUGUGUAUUUUUUUCUACAUGGCAAGAUGUGAUUAGCCAAACAGUCUUAUCUUUAUUAUCAAGUUACUUCCACUUCCACAUCAGCUUUCACACUGUGAAGAUUUAAAUUAAGCAAUCCAAACCUUUCCAUUAUUUGGACCAACAAAAUAAGGCAAGAACAACACAUCUUUAGAAGAUGCUUAUUAUGCACAUAAUUAUUAUAACAUCAAAAUGGAAGAAAUUAUGUGCAAUGUGCAGCAUUGUUUCAAAUGUUCAGAGAACACCAAAAUGAUUUUGAUUGCAGUUAGAUAAUGUUUAUAGACUUGUGAAAAUCAGUAGAACAGCCCUCAUUCACUGAAGAAGAUUAUGAAAUAUUUUUAAUGCUUUUUUUAUAUUUUUUUUACUUUGUAUAUGCAUUCUUUUUCUAUCCCCCAAAUAAAUGCUGGGGAUAAUUUAAUCUGUCGGUUAUUUCACUUCAUUAAACAUCCAAUGGAAAAUAGUUAAUAGGUAAUCUCAUUAUCCCAACUUGACGAACCACUUAAACAUACCGAUAGCACUGCUCUAGUUUUCUAUAUAUACUAUUUUUAAGAUCACACAUUCAUAAGGGUAGACUUUUUAUCACUGUGUAUCAGUUUUUUGAAUAAAAUUUGCAGAACUUUCUUUUUCAAAUGCUGUGAUUUGUAACUAUCUCUGGUAAUGAAUAAAUACUUUUCUUAUUGAA